Molecule: messenger RNA, 767 nt
Organism: Mercurialis annua (annual mercury)
Lineage: Eukaryota; Viridiplantae; Streptophyta; Magnoliopsida; Malpighiales; Euphorbiaceae
Exons: 5
Coding region: 146-583 (145 amino acids)
Molecular function (GO): translation initiation factor activity
Source: RefSeq, a predicted model, not a curated record
AUUCCUAUUCCUAAACAGGCAUUUGGCCAAUCGUAACAACCCUAAAGAUUUCCACCGUUUGUUGUGUAAACUGGUUUAUUUUACUUUUCUUGGUCCUGCGACGGCACGAAUCACAGGAUUCUGAAUCCCUAAAAGAAGAAUUUAGAUGGAGAUCAUAGCUGUAGAGGAAGAGGAAGCAGUGUUCCCUUGCGCACUGAAGAUUAUACCAGAUUUCAUCUUCAACAAGAAUGAUCCUAUUUUCUUGGGAGUUGAAGUUGUUGAAGGCAUACUUAAGGUUGGGACACCAAUUUGUGUUGCUCGCAAAGAUUUUUUCGACGUCGGCCCGGUUGCCUGCAUUAGGGAUGAGAGAGGGCCUGUCGAUUAUGCCAUCAAAGGCCAGAAGGUGUCGAUUAAGAUUACUAACAACACUCCCGAGUAUGGUAAGCAUUUUAAUCAUGAAGACCUUCUUGUCAGCCAUAUUUCCAGGAGGUCAAUUGAUGCUCUUAAAACUUAUCACCGGGACGCUCUCUCAAUGGAUGACUGGAGGCUGGUUGUCAAACUGAAAAACAUUUUCAAGAUACAGUCACAUGGCAAGACUGAAUGAGAAUUUGUGCACUUUGUUGAAGUUGUGAAUUUUGUGUUGCGUUUAAUUAGUGUUCACAUUUUGUGUGCAUGGAAAACAAUUGUCGCCGGAUGCUGCAACUUAUUUUGUGUAUAACCAUUGUCAUUGGCUGCAUUUUUAAAAAGAUAUUCAUUCAUUAUUUUUAUUAAAAAUUUAAAUUAAAGUA